AUGAAAGUAACUGUUUGUUUUGGAUCCGUAAGGGUUGUUGUGCCAUGCGGCAGUGGUGAUCUGCUCGUACGUGAUCUCAUCGUCGAGUCAAUACGACGUUACAAAAAAGCAUCGGGAAAGCCUGAAAAGCUUGCAUUGAUUCCAUACACGGAUAUCUGGAUAUCGAUAGAGUUUUUUAAAACAAAACAUUCGAAUGAAACGCGAUUUAGUGAUUUAAUAGUGCGGAAACCUUUGAAGAAAUUGAAGUAA
Messenger RNA from Clunio marinus, 249 nucleotides. NCBI's taxonomy places the organism in Eukaryota, Metazoa, Arthropoda, Insecta, Diptera, Chironomidae. The record is from the annotation of a GenBank genome assembly.